CCACGCGAGAGGACGCAAUUGUCAUUUCACCACCUGUGCCCUUCGGCUUCUCCGCCUCCUCCAAUCUACCCACUACCACUGCCCUUGCCACUCCACCAACAACACACACUCUUAGAAGAUUCGAGCUCCGUCAAUGGCUACCCCGCUCACAACCCUGUCAAACGUAGGUUCUCUAUCUGGUCCUCGAAGCCAGGUCAAGGUCGGCUAUGCCUGUACUGCUUCCAAGCUUCGGAAACUCCCUUUGCCCUCAGAUAUUUCGUUCGCGUCGUCGAGCGUUUUCGCUCGCUCCCUGCGUCUCGCGCCGAUUACGUUUUCGUUGGACCGUUAUUUUCGGACAAAAGAAAGCGGUCUCUUCGGCCGUGUUCGCGCCAGUGCUCAGGAAGUAGCUUUACAGUCAAAAGUCACCAGCAAGGUGUAUUUUGAUAUAAGCAUUGGGAAUCCAGUGGGGAAGCUUGCUGGGAGGAUUGUGAUUGGACUGUUUGGUGAUGAUGUACCCCAAACAGCGGAGAAUUUCCGAGCUCUUUGCACAGGAGAGAAGGGCUUUGGUUAUAAGGGCUCUUCAUUUCACCGCGUCAUCAAGGACUUCAUGAUUCAAGGAGGAGACUUUGAUAAGGGAAAUGGAACUGGAGGUAAAAGCAUCUACGGUCGUACAUUUAAAGAUGAGAACUUCAAGUUGACUCAUGUUGGACCAGGAGUGGUUAGUAUGGCGAAUGCAGGCCCCAACACCAAUGGGAGCCAAUUUUUCAUCUGCACUGUCAAGACUCCAUGGCUGGAUCAGAGGCAUGUUGUCUUUGGGCAAGUUUUGGAAGGCAUGGACAUUGUUAAGUUGAUCGAGUCUCAGGAGACGGAGAGAGGAGACCGUCCUCGGAAGAAAGUGGUCAUCAGCGAUUGUGGUGAACUUCCUACAGUGGAAUAUCGGAAUAGGGCUUGGGUUGGACAAUCGGGCUUGGGCGUUGGGGGGAAUAAGCACGACUCAAAGACACACUCUCUUGUAUCUCACACUCACAGCUCACCUCACUUUGUUCACAGACUCACUUAGGGCUAAGGUUUCGUUUGUGUGAAGUGUGAACUGUGAAGUUCUUUUGCGCUCUGCCGAUCUGCGUUGCAAGCCCGCAGCUCUCCAUCGGACCACCUCUCGGAGUUGGCAAAUCCCCUCUUCAAGUUUUCGGUAGCUCAGCUCUACAGCCUCUCGGCCCUCUCCUUCGGACCUUUAGUCUCCUGGUUUUGCGAAUCCCUCCUCGCCGUCCUCAGCUCUUCACUCCACCCUACCCUUUUUUUAUAUUUUCUAUUAAACUCUGGGAUUGUCUUGCUUAAUUUGCCUUUAGUAGAAAGAGAACUUGUGCUUAAACUCUUUAUUUGGUUUGGCAAUUUUAUGAACAUUGGUUAUGCUUAUUGUGAACAACCCUAUAUUGCUUAUGCAACAUGCAAGUGCAUUAAGGAGCC
Messenger RNA from Malania oleifera, 1443 nucleotides. RefSeq names its product photosynthetic NDH subunit of lumenal location 5, chloroplastic-like. The transcript is spliced from 8 exons. Gene Ontology annotation, biological process: protein folding; protein peptidyl-prolyl isomerization. The record is from RefSeq and is a predicted model, not a curated record. Gene Ontology annotation, molecular function: peptidyl-prolyl cis-trans isomerase activity. Bases 134 to 1039 code for a protein of 301 amino acids. NCBI's taxonomy places the organism in Eukaryota, Viridiplantae, Streptophyta, Magnoliopsida, Santalales, Ximeniaceae.